AUGGAGGAGAGUAGAUUUGGAAUUCUUUCGGAGGAACAAUUACAAUCAAUUAUUAACAACAAAGUAUGUUUGAACACAAAAGCAGUGGUAAAAACAGCGACAAAAAUACUGAAAACGUAUCUCAAUGAAAGAGACUUAGGAGACAUUGACGAUCUGGUAAAUGUUUCAUCAGAACAAUUGAACCUAUGUUUACGGAAAUUUUACGCAGAGUUGCGGAAAGUAGACGGAACUAAAUAUGCAAGAAAGUCUAUGGUGACUAUUAGAAAUGGACUUCAACAACAUUUCAUAAAAACUCGAAGCGAAGAUAUCAUCAGUGAAGAUAGGUUUAACACCUCAAGCGCACUGUUCAAAGCCGUUUUAGUCCAACUCAAGAAAGCCGGGGUCGGUGAAACCAAAUCCAAGGAACCUAUAGUUAUAGAAGAUAUGGAGAAACUUUAUGAAUCAGCCGCAUUUUCGGUAGAUACUUCGGAAGGACUUCAGAACAAAACGUUAUUUGAGUACUUGUAUUACUUUUGUAACCGAGGAAGAGAAAAUCUGCGGGAAGUCCAAAAAUCAGAUUUUUGUAUUGCUGUGGAUCCUUCCAAAAGAGAAUACGUAUCCGUUAUAAACAAACAAACCAAGAAUCACAGAGGGUAUGAUAUACACAACAAAGAUCAUAAACAAAGCCGAAUGUACGACAGACCAGGCGAUUCAAGGUGUCCUGUUGCCUCAUUCAAGAAAUACUUGUCAAAGCUGCAUUCAUCUAAUCCCAAUUUUUGGCAAAGACCUAAAAGAAAGUAUUCCGAUGAUGAAGACACUUGGUACGAAAAUUCUGCACUCGGAAAAAACACGCUAUAUUCUAUUAUGUCCCGUGUAAGUGAGGAUUACACCCUGUCCAAACGUUACACAAAUUAUUGUGUUCGGGCCACCUCAAUCACUGUCCUAGACCACAAGGGUGUUGAAGCACGCCACAUUAUUGGUGUCAGUGGACACAAAAGUGAAACCUACAUUAAAUUAUACAGUUCUCACUUGAGCGAGGACAAAAAGCGUCAAAUGUCCGACAUUCUAAGUGAUAAUGUACCCCCCCCCCCCCCCCCCGCAAAGCGAUCUGCAAGAUGUGAACAGUUCGAACCAUUAAGAUAA
Messenger RNA from Saccostrea cuccullata (small rock oyster), 1122 nucleotides. RefSeq lists its product as uncharacterized. The record is from RefSeq and is a predicted model, not a curated record. Bases 1 to 1122 code for a protein of 373 amino acids. Gene Ontology annotation, molecular function: DNA binding. The transcript has 3 exons. Gene Ontology annotation, biological process: DNA recombination; DNA integration. NCBI's taxonomy places the organism in Eukaryota, Metazoa, Mollusca, Bivalvia, Ostreida, Ostreidae.